Molecule: messenger RNA, 5391 nt
Organism: Homo sapiens (human)
Lineage: Eukaryota; Metazoa; Chordata; Mammalia; Primates; Hominidae
Gene: ULK1
Product: unc-51 like autophagy activating kinase 1
Exons: 28
Coding region: 381-3602 (1073 amino acids)
Biological process (GO): axonogenesis; regulation of autophagy; autophagy
Cellular component (GO): phagophore assembly site membrane; phagophore assembly site; cytosol
Molecular function (GO): protein kinase activity; protein serine/threonine kinase activity; protein serine kinase activity
Source: RefSeq, a predicted model, not a curated record
AGUGCGGCUGCGCGGGCGUCUCAGGCUCUGAGGCCCGGGCGCCGCGGCUCUUUUGUUUCUCCGUUGGGGCCGAGCCCGGGCCCUAGUUGGAGCCGGAGUCGGAGUCGGAGUCGGAUCCGGAUUCGGAUUAGCAGCCCGGGAAGAGUGCCGUGGCACAGGCGCCGGAGGGAGCGCGACCCUCGGACCCCGCCUGGCCCGCGGGGCUGGGACCCGGCCCCGGCCUGCCCGAUGGGGCGCGCGGCCCCGGAGAUGCGCCCUCGCCCGGCCCCGCGCCCCCGGCCCCGCGCCCCCGGCCCGCCCGCCCCGGCCCGCGCCUCCGCCUGAGUCCCCCGCGCCUUGGCCCGCCACCCCCCGCCCCGCGCCCCCGGCCCGCCUGCGCCAUGGAGCCCGGCCGCGGCGGCACAGAGACCGUGGGCAAGUUCGAGUUCUCCCGCAAGGACCUGAUCGGCCACGGCGCCUUCGCGGUGGUCUUCAAGGGCCGCCACCGCGAGAAGCACGAUUUGGAGGUCGCCGUCAAGUGCAUUAACAAGAAGAACCUCGCCAAGUCUCAGACGCUGCUGGGGAAGGAAAUCAAAAUCCUGAAGGAACUGAAACAUGAAAACAUCGUGGCCCUGUACGACUUCCAGGAAAUGGCUAAUUCUGUCUACCUGGUUAUGGAGUACUGCAACGGUGGGGACCUGGCCGACUACCUGCACGCCAUGCGCACGCUGAGCGAGGACACCAUCAGGCUCUUCCUGCAGCAGAUCGCGGGCGCCAUGCGGCUUCUGCACAGCAAAGGCAUCAUCCACCGCGACCUGAAACCGCAGAACAUCCUGCUGUCCAACCCCGCCGGCCGCCGCGCCAACCCCAACAGCAUCCGCGUCAAGAUCGCUGACUUCGGCUUCGCGCGGUACCUCCAGAGCAACAUGAUGGCGGCCACACUCUGCGGCUCCCCCAUGUACAUGGCCCCCGAGGUCAUCAUGUCCCAGCACUACGACGGGAAGGCGGACCUGUGGAGCAUCGGCACCAUCGUCUACCAGUGCCUGACGGGGAAGGCGCCCUUCCAGGCCAGCAGCCCCCAGGACCUGCGCCUGUUCUACGAGAAGAACAAGACGUUGGUCCCCACCAUCCCCCGGGAGACCUCGGCCCCGCUGCGGCAGCUGCUCCUGGCCCUACUGCAACGCAACCACAAGGACCGCAUGGACUUCGAUGAGUUUUUUCAUCACCCUUUCCUCGAUGCCAGCCCCUCGGUCAGGAAAUCCCCACCCGUGCCUGUGCCCUCGUACCCAAGCUCGGGGUCCGGCAGCAGCUCCAGCAGCAGCUCCACCUCCCACCUGGCCUCCCCGCCGUCCCUGGGCGAGAUGCAGCAGCUGCAGAAGACCCUGGCCUCCCCGGCUGACACCGCUGGCUUCCUGCACAGCUCCCGGGACUCUGGUGGCAGCAAGGACUCUUCCUGUGACACAGACGACUUCGUCAUGGUCCCCGCGCAGUUUCCAGGUGACCUGGUGGCUGAGGCGCCCAGUGCCAAACCCCCGCCAGACAGCCUGAUGUGCAGUGGGAGCUCACUGGUGGCCUCUGCGGGCUUGGAGAGCCACGGCCGGACCCCAUCUCCAUCCCCACCCUGCAGCAGCUCCCCCAGUCCCUCAGGCCGGGCUGGCCCGUUCUCCAGCAGCAGGUGCGGCGCCUCUGUCCCCAUCCCAGUCCCCACGCAGGUGCAGAACUACCAGCGCAUUGAGCGAAACCUGCAGUCACCCACCCAGUUCCAAACACCUCGGUCCUCUGCCGUCCACAGGUCAGGCAGGGCUGCUGAGGCCUCCCCUCCUAAUAUCUGCCUUGUCUUCAGGUCCUCUGCCAUCCGCAGGUCAGGCAGCACCAGCCCCCUGGGCUUUGCAAGGGCCAGCCCCUCGCCCCCUGCCCACGCUGAGCAUGGAGGCGUCCUGGCCAGGAAGAUGUCUCUGGGUGGAGGCCGGCCCUACACGCCAUCUCCUCAAGUUGGAACCAUCCCUGAGCGGCCAGGCUGGAGCGGGACGCCCUCCCCACAGGGAGCUGAGAUGCGGGGUGGCAGGUCCCCUCGUCCAGGCUCCUCUGCACCCGAGCACUCUCCCCGCACUUCCGGGCUGGGCUGCCGCCUGCACAGCGCCCCCAACCUGUCUGACUUGCACGUCGUCCGCCCCAAGCUGCCCAAACCCCCCACGGACCCCCUGGGAGCUGUGUUCAGCCCACCACAGGCCAGCCCUCCCCAGCCGUCCCACGGCCUGCAGUCCUGCCGGAACCUGCGGGGCUCACCCAAGCUGCCCGACUUCCUGCAGCGAAACCCCCUGCCCCCCAUCCUGGGCUCCCCCACCAAGGCUGUGCCCUCCUUUGACUUCCCGAAGACCCCCAGCUCCCAGAACCUGCUGGCCCUCCUAGCCCGGCAGGGCGUGGUGAUGACGCCCCCUCGAAACCGGACGCUGCCCGACCUCUCGGAGGUGGGACCCUUCCAUGGUCAGCCGUUGGGCCCUGGCCUGCGGCCAGGCGAGGACCCCAAGGGCCCCUUUGGCCGGUCUUUCAGCACCAGCCGCCUCACUGACCUGCUCCUUAAGGCGGCGUUUGGGACACAAGCCCCGGACCCGGGCAGCACGGAGAGCCUGCAGGAGAAGCCCAUGGAGAUCGCACCCUCAGCUGGCUUUGGAGGGAGCCUGCACCCAGGAGCCCGUGCUGGGGGCACCAGCAGCCCUUCCCCGGUGGUCUUCACCGUGGGCUCUCCCCCGAGCGGGAGCACGCCCCCCCAGGGCCCCCGCACCAGGAUGUUCUCAGCGGGCCCCACUGGCUCUGCCAGCUCUUCUGCCCGCCACCUGGUGCCUGGGCCCUGCAGCGAGGCCCCAGCCCCUGAGCUCCCUGCUCCAGGACACGGCUGCAGCUUUGCCGACCCCAUUACUGCGAACCUGGAGGGGGCUGUGACCUUCGAGGCCCCCGACCUCCCUGAGGAGACCCUCAUGGAGCAAGAGCACACGGAGAUCCUGCGUGGCCUGCGCUUCACGCUGCUGUUCGUGCAGCACGUCCUGGAGAUCGCAGCCCUGAAGGGCAGCGCCAGUGAGGCGGCGGGGGGCCCUGAGUACCAGCUGCAGGAGAGUGUGGUGGCCGACCAGAUCAGCCUGCUGAGCCGAGAAUGGGGCUUCGCGGAACAGCUGGUGCUGUACCUGAAGGUGGCCGAGCUACUGUCCUCCGGCCUGCAAAGUGCCAUCGACCAGAUCCGGGCCGGCAAGCUCUGCCUGUCGUCCACUGUGAAGCAGGUGGUGCGCAGGCUGAAUGAGCUGUACAAGGCCAGCGUGGUGUCCUGCCAGGGCCUGAGCCUGCGGCUGCAGCGCUUCUUCCUGGACAAGCAGCGGCUCCUGGACCGCAUUCACAGCAUCACUGCCGAGAGGCUCAUCUUCAGCCACGCUGUGCAGAUGGUGCAGUCGGCUGCCCUGGACGAGAUGUUCCAGCACCGUGAGGGCUGCGUCCCACGCUACCACAAGGCCCUGCUGCUCCUGGAGGGGCUGCAGCACAUGCUCUCGGACCAGGCCGACAUCGAGAACGUCACCAAGUGCAAGCUGUGCAUUGAGCGGAGACUCUCGGCGCUGCUGACUGGCAUCUGUGCCUGACCUUUCUGGCCUGGCUGGGCCCCCCGUCCUGCCGAGCCCUGCAGAGUGGGCUCUGUGUGCUGGCUGGACUCCUCGGGACAAGCCCAUGGCGCUGAUCGCUGGUGCUGAGCCCUGCCCUGGGCCCCACGGACAGUCAGCCUGCCGGCCUCCCUGCAGCUCACGGGGCAGAACCAGCACAUCUGGAGCCACACAGCUUGGGGGGUGUCUCCCAUCUUUUACAGGUGGGGAUCACAGAAUUUCUGCCCCUCCAGCUGCCUGGCUCAGCAGGCGUGGGUGCCACCACCCUCUAGCCCCAGGGCAGCCCCGGAGGACAGGCAAGGGCCUGAGACCACUGCCGACUCAAAGCCAAAGCGAGCUCCUGCUUAGGGAAGGUCAGCAGGCACUGUGCCCAGGAAGAGCCUGCGGCCUCGGCGUCCCCCAGUCUCCAGGAGCCUCUCCCUCCGAGAUACCCACCCAGCUUUGUCAAUCACCCAAGCACUUUAUGCAUAUAGAGACAGAACCUGGACCUCACCAGGGACUGCUGGGCAGCGAUUCCUGGCAGUGGCCUGGUGUUUGUACAUACACAUAUGCAGACACAUGCCAGGGCCCCCCAAGCCCGAGCACCGGACCACGUUGCUGCCCAGGUCUGGACCUCAGCGGGAGAACUGGCUCCGGGGGGAGUGGGGCCCUGCGCUAGAGGCAGAGGCAGUUCUUUGUUCAAGCGUUCCUCUGGGGACCGGCAGCAGAGGCACCGUGUUCUCUCAGCCCUGGAUACGUCUUGUAAUCUUUCACACUUUAUUCCUAAAACGUGUCUUAUUUUUAUGCAGCUCAUUUUUUCUUUAAAGGAGAAAACUUGUAGGUGUUUAAGAAUUGGUUUUGGGAGGGCGAGGACUGGGCCAGGUUAGAGGCAGAUGGCACAGGGGCGUGUGGCGGGCGGGUGAGGCUGCUUUGCACACCUGUGUUGGUGGCUGUCCCCUGCCGCCCCUCCCUGUGGCAGCAGCAGGACAGGUGUGUGCCCAGCACCCUCCCUACCUGGGCCUGGAAGCAGAUGAGGGGAAUACUUCAUGCAAAGAAAAAAGUAACAUGUGCAAAAGCUCCCCGUCCAGCUUUGACAGUCAGUUUUGAUGUCAGCUCCUCGGCAGGGUAGGCCUGAUGACAGCCCUGUCCCUCCCUGCCUCUGCCUUGCCCAAGGCCACGGAGGGCAUCUGCAGAGAGGCCUGCCUUCCGGAUUCCAGGCGGGCAUGCCCUGCAAACCCCGCCUGGGCCUCCCUUGGUCUGCCCAGCCCUCGAUUAGCCCUGCCUGAAUCAGUAGAUACUUGAACGAGUCCCCAGUCUGCGGGAGGCAGUGGUGGGGCCAUGGACCCAUGCGGGGGGUUCCAGGGUCACACGCCACAUAACAGACAAAAAUACACACACGUGUGUUUUUCUUUGCAAUACUUGAAAUAUUGCCACUGUGCUUGGACUUAGAAGAAGAAAAUCCCCGUGACUUCUUCCUCAUCACCUUGAUGGCUUUAUUCUCACCUUGUGGGGCAUGUUUGUAUUUAUUGCUUCAUGGCCGACUGGAAUCCUGAGUCCUGGGAAGCUGGCACUGCGGGGAUCUUGCCCGGUGUCCUGGUCCUCUUGCUUCCGUCGCGGCCGCAUGUGCGUGUGUCCAAGCAGGUCCUGGGCGCCUCAACUGCUGCCCCUGGUUGAAUGUUCUCUUGAUAGUGCUGGACCCUUUGUCUAUUUUAAAGCGAAUUUUGUGUGAUUUCCUGCCCUUUGCGUUAUAUUGUAUAAUACCAACGUAAGGAAAUAAACCUUUGGAAUUGUU